Drosophila sulfurigaster albostrigata is the source of this 824-nucleotide messenger RNA. RefSeq lists its product as uncharacterized. The record is from RefSeq and is a predicted model, not a curated record. Bases 77 to 670 code for a protein of 197 amino acids. The transcript has a single exon. Lineage: Eukaryota; Metazoa; Arthropoda; Insecta; Diptera; Drosophilidae.
CGCUUCCGUUUGUCUUGAGCACCACACGCAUCUCUCGCAGUCCGCAACUCGCAUCUCGCAACUCGUGUCUUCAACUAUGAAACCGUUCACCUGCAUCUUUGUUAUCCUUGCUGCCCUGCUGGCCGUCAGCCAGGCUUCGCUUCAGGGUCUGCUCGGUGGUGGCGGCGGCGGCGGUGGCGGUGGAGCCGGCGGCAUUGGCCAGCUGCUCCAGAGCAAAUUGGGUGGACUCGGCGGAGGACUCGGCGGUGGUCUGGGUGGCGGCAAUGGCGGUGGCUUCGGCGGUGUGCUCUCUGGCAAGCUCGGAGGCGGCGGCGGUGGCGGUGGAUACUCUGGCGCUCAGUCCGGUGGCUACUCCGGCGGUUACUCUGGCGGUAACUCCGGUGGUUACUCCAACGGCGGUGGCUACUCUGGCGGCUACUCUGGCGCCCAGUCCGGUGGCUACUCCAACGGCGGUGGCUACUCCAACGGCCCCGCUGAGAAGGUCAUCAUCGUGAAGGUGAUCAACCAGGGCGGCGCCUCCGCUGGCGGCAACGGUGGUUACUACGGUGGCUCUCAGGGCGGUUCCUCCGCUGGUGGCUGGUCUGGCAACCAGGGUGGUUACUCCUCCGGCGGUGGCUGGUCUGGUGCCCAGAGCGGUGGCUCUGCCGGUGGCUGGAACAAGGGCUGGUAAAUUGCCCAUCCAUUCAAGUUGAAUCCUUCUCCAAGCUGGAGGAUAUCACAAAUUCGCACAGGGAGCCAAAAAAAAGCCAACAAACUGCAAUUUUGUACAAAUUGUUUUUUUUUUCACAUAAUUUUUUUUUAGUUUUAAGCCGCAAUAAAUAAAG